Molecule: messenger RNA, 1161 nt
Organism: Triticum turgidum subsp. durum (durum wheat)
Lineage: Eukaryota; Viridiplantae; Streptophyta; Magnoliopsida; Poales; Poaceae
Source: the annotation of a GenBank genome assembly
AUGACGAAGUCGGCGACACACCGGAGAAAACUAUCGCUGUCGGCCACCAUGAUGGCCUCCUCCUCCUCCCCCACCUCGCCCCCAAAUCCCGUAGCAACAACCUCAUCACCCUACUUCCUACCCGAGCUCAUCCCCCAGAUCGCGAGUUGCCUGACCACACUCCAGGAUUUCUUCGCCGUCCGCGCAACCUACCGGGAUCUCCUCCCUCCGUCGUCGUCCCACCUCGCCUCCCAAGCCCCCCACCUCCUCCUUGUCCCCGGAUCUCGAGCCAUGUUCCACCUCCCCCUCCGUCGUCGCCUGCGCUUCCGCCUCCCCCUCCAUGAUUUUGAUCCUAACCCUGCCGCCUUCUACUCUUUUGGCUGUCGCAUCGCCAUGGCCAGCCCCAUCCACCAUGAGCUCAGCUUCGUCCACCUUCUCACAGGCGAGCGAUUUCGCCUUCCCUAUCCACCGGCACCCUUCUGUCGCCUCCUCCUAUCUGGCGAUCUCGUCCUUGCCUUCGUUCCGACGGUCGGCCGUGCCGUCCAGUACUGUCGCCUUGGGGAUGUUGAGUGGCGUGUGGCGUCAUGCACUGAGCCCUAUGUGCUGGAGGAUUUGAUCUUUCUCAAGGGCAACCUACACGCGCUGGUCAGAUCUGAAGAUGCUGGCGGCCUAUGUUACCGUCUCGCCGUGGCCAAUCUGUCAGACAAGAAUACAGUGGAAUUAAUGUUUCUUGGAGAUAAUUUGGAUACACAGGCCGCACAUGGGAGUUCGUAUUUCUGUCUCGCAGAGUGUCUCGAUGAGUUGUUGCUUAUUAGCGCUGUUGGGGACUGCCCAGAAGAGUUUCAUGUUUUCCGAUGGCAGUCAAUGGAGGGGAAGUGGACAAGGACUACUAGCCUUGGUGACUGCACAUUGUUCUUGACAUAUUUUUACUUUGUAGGUUGUGUUGUUCCGACGAAAGGAAUGACAUGCUUUUCAGGUUAUUACUUUGCAAGUUCCCUUGGUCCAGAUCAUCCAGGAGUUCGAAGGGACUGCUUAUACUUCACAGAUGCCAAAAGAAAGUGGAUCGAGUAUUCCUUGGCCGAUGGAUCUUGUGAUGCAUUUGUUGCUGAGAACUUAGAGGGAGCUGCAAGGCCUGAUUCCGAUUUUAGGGCACCUGUUUGGGUCUUUCCGAGCAUGUGUUGA